AUGCAGAAUACUGAGGAGGACUGCAUCUUUCUAUGGAACACGCUUCGAGCACAUCCUGCGUUGGCCGCUGUGCCGUUUGGCGGUCGAUUUCCACUAGAGAUAUUGCUGGAAUAUGGCAAAGCAUCUCUUUCGGUUGUUAAAGAAAUACAUGACAUAUACCCCGAUGCCAUCAGAACGAGUGCUGGUGAUAUCAAUACCAGCAGUAGUACAUGUGGACGAGCGCCUCCACUGCUACUCCAUCAAGCCAUUCAGAGUCGAUCCCGCCAUGAUGUGAUCGAGUUUCUCAUUUCCAAAAACCCAGAGGUGGUACGAGCGGUGGGUGAACACGAGAAAAACAACAACUAUCGUGCCGCUAUUCGGCUCGUGGCCAGACGGUACCCCGAAGGAAUUACCCAAUGCAACCACACUGGCUCCAUUCCCUUGUGGAAUGUACUGCAAUACAGUGGGUUCCCUACUGCCGCUCUGGACGAAUUAUUGCAAGCUCUGCCCCCAACUUGUGCCAUUUGA
Molecule: messenger RNA, 507 nt
Organism: Seminavis robusta
Lineage: Eukaryota; Bacillariophyta; Bacillariophyceae; Naviculales; Naviculaceae
Source: the annotation of a GenBank genome assembly